UGGUAUUUAAUUCAUUUCAUCCUAGGAAGUUGAUCCGAGAGGUGGUGCUUGUUUGAAACGGUCUAGACUUUAGAGGAAAUAAUGUCGGGAUGUUCAUGGAAGAACCGGUUAAAGCUGGCACAGGUGAUAAUCGGUAUUAAUCUCGUCGGACUAGAGGUAUUCAGAAUAGUUUAUCGUGUCAGACCUUGCCUGCCGACAGAUUUCCAUCUGGCUUUUGUUACAUUCAGUGCUACUUUCGUGACGGUGGUUCGAUUGGUAAAUGCCGUUAAAGAGAACCAUCCGAUCGAGAAGGCCUUCGGGCGGGAUUUGUGGUUCCGACUGCAGUUGCGGUCCGCUGGAAUUGCGGCACUAGCUUUAUACUGCUCAUCCUGGACGUCAUUGCUGACGGUUUUUGGUCUGUUCUUGCACCCACAGUUGCUCAUUGUUAGUACUGUUUUCGGCUUUGUGCUCACUACGCUGUAUUUAAUCGAUUGGUGGCAACUGUUCCGGAAGCGACCCUCUGCCAUUGCAGAAACCGGUGAUGCUGAGUCUGCAACGGAGCAAACAGACAACGUAAAAGGAAGCUUUUUGGCUUCUUGAGCCUGCUAAAAACAUUAGUGAAGUCCCCCAGGACAUGGAAUAUAAUGAAAACUCAGCAAUGGAUGUAAAGACAAUUUAUAAAGUUACUCGAACUCAGGGAAGAAGUGAAACUGAUAGUCUCAAAUCUCGGGUACUUUUUCAUUUAGACGUAUCUGCAAAUGAGAGAUUCUCUUCGUGUCUCCUCUCUUCCGCUUUUUACGGCGAUACUAAUGCAUUGAAAACAAAAUUUUCAAAACAUUGGGCUAGCUAGUGACUCCGGCAACCGAUUCAUGCAAAGCUGAUGUGUCAAAAUGCAUUAGUAUCGCCGUAAACGGCGGAAGAGAGGAGACACGAAGAGAGUCUCUCAUUUGCAGAUACGUCGAAAUGAAAAAGUA
This is a messenger RNA of Sabethes cyaneus, 953 nucleotides long. RefSeq lists its product as uncharacterized. The record is from RefSeq and is a predicted model, not a curated record. The transcript has 2 exons. The coding region runs from base 82 to 579 and encodes 165 amino acids. NCBI's taxonomy places the organism in Eukaryota, Metazoa, Arthropoda, Insecta, Diptera, Culicidae.